Molecule: messenger RNA, 1562 nt
Organism: Mytilinidion resinicola
Lineage: Eukaryota; Fungi; Ascomycota; Dothideomycetes; Mytilinidiales; Mytilinidiaceae
Product: short chain dehydrogenase/reductase family protein-like protein
Exons: 5
Coding region: 63-1205 (380 amino acids)
Source: RefSeq, a predicted model, not a curated record
CCACGACUCGCAGGACUCUCCCCAGCUUGGACGAGGAUGCUUCAUCUUAAGCUCCCCCGAACAUGACACCUCCUCAAUCAGCCACUUCUUCUUCAAAACCCCAGCGCCCGCGCUCUCCAAAGUUCCCACCCCACAACGCGCCCCGCGUCUGGUUCAUUACGACGGGCACCUCCCCUAUUGCAAUUGCACUCGCUCGUCAAGUACUCGAACAUGGCGACUAUGUUGUCGCUGGGGUGCUCCCUAUCGAGUUUGAGAAGCAUGAGGGGCGAAGCGAGGAGUUUCGGGCAUUUUUGGAAGACGUGAAGCGCACAGAGCGGUGGAGAGAAAGACUACGUGUUGUGGGACUGGACGGGAGGUCGGUUGGACAAUGCCAGGCCGCAAUUGCAGAAGCAAUCGAAGCAUUUGGAAGAGUAGACGUUCUCCUCGGUUGCACAAGCGAAGCGGUGGUCGGCACUGUUGAGGAGCUUGCCCAGUCCUCUCGUACCAUUAGUCUCGUCCAAGAGCAAUUUGAGACAAACUUCUUUGCGAACGUCAAUGUUAUCAAAGCCGUCCUACCGAACAUGCGACAAGUGCGGAACGGCCAUGUCAUUAUGUUGACUGGAAUCACUGCCCAUCUAGGCACACCAGGUCUUGGGAUGUACUGUUCAUCUCAGUGGGCUAUAGAGGGAUACUGCGAUAGUCUUGCAUACGAAAUCGCUCCUUUCAAUAUCAAGAUGUCAAUCGUUCAGCCGAAUAUGGAAGUCAACGUACUAACAAACCGAAUCACGUCCGUACCGCCUCUUCCACAGUACUCACCAGACGUCAAUCCAGCACCGCUCGCCCGCGAGAUCCUCUCCGGCAUCUUGGACAAGAUCGACUUGAGCAAUCACCCAUACCCCGAAAUGUCACCAGGGCAGGAAAAGUCCCCUUCCAGCACAGAUAUGGAUGUCCACAUGCCAUACACGGGUGAUCUUUUGAGUUCUCCGCAGAUUACAUCCCUGUAUCCGCCAUUGUCGCAGGCUUUUAAGAGUGCCUUGGUUGCUGAGACCGUGCACGCUCUCACAGCCAUCGGCGGCCAUGAUAACCCCCCCGCAAGGCAUAUUGUCGGAUCGGAGGGCGUUACCAGUGUAAAGGAGAAGCUGAAGACAGUGAGUGAGGAGUUGGAGGACUUCAUUGAAGUCAGCGGUGCGGUUGAUAUUCGAAAAGGGGAGGAUGCCGCUUUCUAAUUCGUCAUAAUAUCCUGGAUCAUCCCGAACAACGGCGAAAUAGGUUAUUCAGGGGCCUUUGAGACCUCUCCAAUUUGCGAUGGCUAGAACUUUACAUCUCAUCUAGAUUUCUAGUAAUGCCCUGAAGCGCCUCAGACAGUGACGAGCCUCGAGCAAGUGUGCACAGGCUUCUGUCCAGGUCCUACGUGAUUGACAAGUACGCCUGAGCACGUGACUAACGGCCCUGCAGCAGGUGUCUUAAUCGCGGCCUCAAAGAUGGCUGCCAGAACGGUGCGCUAGAAUGCUAAAUAUCUCCAUGAUAUCCCCAACGAGGCCCUCAUGCCGGGCGUUGGUUGCCGCUGUUCUCACAUCGAUGGG